AAGUUCGUGGCUUUUUAGGCAAAAGACCCUAUUUCCCGGGAACGUUUGUUUCACUUUACGGUUCUUUGCAAUGUUUCGGCGUCCUCCUCGUGAUCCUUUAGAGAAUUGUCAGUAUGUGUAUUUGAACGAUGGACUUCGUCGCGUUCCUCCAUACGAAUAUGUUUAUAUCACAUUUGCGAAGCUUCGGUGGUACGGAAAAACGCUACUUGAAGUAUUUAAUUCCGAGUUUCGUGACAGAGAGCCUGGUUAUUAUGAGAGAGCAAUUCGUAAUGGACAAGUCAAAGUAAACAACGAGCCUGGGAAUGUCGAUACUGUCAUUCAGAAUGGUUAUGUUAUUUCACACGCUGCACACAGACACGAGCCUCCGGUGACGGACGAACCUGUGCGAAUUGUCCAUGAAGACGAAGAAUACGUUGUCAUCGAUAAACCAGCCGGCAUUCCCGUGCAUCCUACCGGUCGUUACAAUCACAAUACCGUUCUCCAUAUCCUUAUGCAUGAAAACAAGUGUCCCUUGCUGUAUCCUUGCAACAGACUCGACAGAUUGACAUCGGGCUUGAUGUUCUUUUCUAAAACUCCUAAAGGCGCCGAACGGAUGCGGGUGCAUAUGAUCAGCAAGGAUUUGCAAAAGGAGUAUGUUGCUCGUGUCGUCGGAGAGUUUCCCGCAGAAAAAACUAUUACCUGCGAUGCGAAGCUUCUUACUGUCGCACCAACACUUGGACUAAAUCGAGUCCAUCCAGACGGCAAGGAUGCCGUCACGAUUUUCAAGCGCCUGGCCUUUGAUGGGCACACAUCACUUGUUCACUGCAAACCACUGACUGGUCGGACCCAUCAAAUUCGUGUUCAUUUGCAGUAUCUCGGCUAUCCUAUAGCCAACGAUCCCAUCUACGCAAACCUGCGUGUUUGGGGACCGUCGCUUGGUAAAAACGGAGAAGCCAGUACGGAGUCUAUCAUGAUGAAAUUAAACGAGAUGGGAAAGACUGAGACGGCUUCUCCUCUUUAUCAAUACGAAUGGUACACAAACGAGACUUCUGAAGAGGCAAAGUCUCGUAGGGACAAGCGCAUGGGCGAAUUGCUGACUGGUGAGCAUUGUUCGGUUUGCAAGUCUCCAUUGUACAGUGAUCCCACGGCUGAAGAACUGAUUCUUUGGCUGCAUGCUUGGCGUUAUACAAGCGAUACGUGGUCAUACCAAACUUCUUUGCCUUCGUGGGCAAAGGCCGUACUUGAUAAGGAUCCAGCAGCAACUCCGCUGGAAAGCCUCGAACAAAAAAGCACAUAGACAUUAUUUUUGUAAGCACAAAAAAAAAAUAAAUUGGUUAGGGGUGAAAGCACUGCGACGAAUGCAAUAAACCGUAGUACAAGACUCGUUAAGACGUUUUAUCUCUAGUGA
Schizosaccharomyces japonicus yFS275 is the source of this 1387-nucleotide messenger RNA. Its product is annotated as pseudouridine synthase. Gene Ontology annotation, biological process: RNA modification; tRNA pseudouridine synthesis; pseudouridine synthesis. The coding region runs from base 71 to 1276 and encodes 401 amino acids. NCBI's taxonomy places the organism in Eukaryota, Fungi, Ascomycota, Schizosaccharomycetes, Schizosaccharomycetales, Schizosaccharomycetaceae. The transcript has a single exon. The record is from RefSeq and is a predicted model, not a curated record. Gene Ontology annotation, molecular function: RNA binding; pseudouridine synthase activity.